Molecule: messenger RNA, 363 nt
Organism: Helobdella robusta
Lineage: Eukaryota; Metazoa; Annelida; Clitellata; Rhynchobdellida; Glossiphoniidae
Exons: 3
Coding region: 1-363 (120 amino acids)
Source: RefSeq, a predicted model, not a curated record
AUGGCCGAAAUGGAGUUCAGCGAGGAGGAUGACUGUCUCUACAUGGAUGGGAACUUCCAACUUAUAAGCCUUAAUCUUUCAAAUAACUUCAUCCGGGAAGAUGGUAUCAAUUGGUUAUGGAAAGCCGUGUCUUGUCAGGAAUGCCUACUCAUCCAGAAGCGCGCCAACCAAUCAGAAUCUGAAGAACAGGGGCUUCUGCCCGGGCUUCUGCGAUUGGUUGUUGACAAAAACAACGUUCAUCAAGAAAACGAGGCGCUAAAAAAAUUAAAUGAAUUUAUGGCGGGAAAACAUCCUUUCAAAAAGUUGGCGCCAUUAUCAGAAGAGAGUUCCGUUAUUAGCGAUUCCAAAGAAUCUUAUAAAUAA